This is a messenger RNA of Seminavis robusta, 234 nucleotides long. Lineage: Eukaryota; Bacillariophyta; Bacillariophyceae; Naviculales; Naviculaceae. The record is from the annotation of a GenBank genome assembly.
AUGCUGGGUCUUGGCAGCGUAGCACAUGGAGGGUGUCUUCGUCGGCUGUUCCACACCGUGGGCAAUCGCUGUGAGCCUGCCAUUGGCGGCGUUGCAGCUGGCGUCCUACACACAGUGGCCUGUUGCAUGUUUGGUGAUGAAUCUUUGGAUGCCAAUUGGUGCCUUCUCAUGGCCCUACCCAUUGCCUCCCAGUUGAUAGUGUCCCAGCGCUCUGUCCAAUCCGCUUCGGAAUAG